Cercopithifilaria johnstoni is the source of this 888-nucleotide messenger RNA. The record is from the annotation of a GenBank genome assembly. NCBI's taxonomy places the organism in Eukaryota, Metazoa, Nematoda, Chromadorea, Rhabditida, Onchocercidae.
AUGUUCGAACUUCCGUAUAAGCAUGAGUGGAAUUGUUUUUCUUCUGUUGUGGAAAUGUGCGAUAUACGUGAAACAUAUCGACGAAGCUCUAGUCAUACGCGGCAUCUGUGUUUUAUGCGAAGAAGAACACGACGCACUUCAUCAUUCUUUUCAAAGCGUUUCUUGCUGAGUCUUUUCAAUUGUUGCCUUCCAAGUUCCUGUAACUCGAAAGCUAAAUUGCAUAAAGAGAUGGCUGGACCGGUUGUUAUUCCUGCACGUGAUAAGCAUACGGCAACUAUCAUAUUUCUUCACGGUCUCGGUGACACUGGUCAUGGCUGGUCUUCGGUUUUUGCGGAUGAAAUACGGCAUGAUCAUAUCAAAUAUAUCUGUCCUCAUGCCCCAACAAGAGCGGUCACAUUAAAUUUUGGCAUGCAAAUGCCAGCAUGGUAUGAUUUGUAUGGACUAACACCGAAUGCAGAAGAAGAUGAAGAAGGCAUCGAUGAAUCAGCAAUGAUCUUACAUUCCAUAAUAGAUUCUGAAAUCGAUUCUGGUAUUCCAUCGGAGCGUAUAAUGGUAGGAGGCUUUUCAAUGGGUGGUGCAUUAGCACUUUACGCCGGACUGAUAUAUGAUAAACCACUUGCUGGAAUAAUUGGUCUCAGCUCUUUUUUGGUACAACGCACAAAAUUGCCUGGGAAUCACACAGCUAAUAAAGGUGUGCAGAUAUUCAUGGGCCAUGGUGGUCAAGAUUUCUUAGUGCCCCUUUCGUUUGGCCGGAUGACAGAAGCAUAUAUCAAAGCUUUUAAUCCGAAUAUAAAUAUGAAGGUAUAUCCAAGAAUGGCACAUAGUAGUUGUCCCGAGGAGCUCGUUGAUGUUAAAGAAUUUAUUGCACAACGAUUACCACCGAUAUAG